This is a messenger RNA of Aspergillus ibericus CBS 121593, 1658 nucleotides long. Its product is annotated as C2H2-type zinc finger protein. The record is from RefSeq and is a predicted model, not a curated record. The coding region runs from base 265 to 1548 and encodes 427 amino acids. The transcript has a single exon. Gene Ontology annotation, molecular function: RNA polymerase II cis-regulatory region sequence-specific DNA binding. NCBI's taxonomy places the organism in Eukaryota, Fungi, Ascomycota, Eurotiomycetes, Eurotiales, Aspergillaceae. Gene Ontology annotation, cellular component: cytoplasm; nucleus.
UUCACACUCGACUGCCGCGCCGCCCUGGUUCGUCAUAGGGCCUGUGAUCCUCGUUACCCUUGCGCGCUCCUCCUAUCAUCUCGCCUCGCCAAGGUUAGGUCUGGGGUACUAGCGGGUGGUGAUCGACUGGGCCGAUAUAGCUCCCUACCCCUGGUCGCGACGUGCAUCACCGUCGCCUCGGCAUCUCAUCCCUUCCGAACGUGUCCUUUUAACCCGGCUCUGUCCUACCUUCACUACCCUCCUCGGAACUAGGACAAGCUUCACAUGCCGCCACCGGCCUCUUCAGUAGAUUUCUCCAAUCUGCUGAACCCUCAGAGCAAUCCCGUUGAUUCAACGCCUUCCACCCCCGUGGACAGCUCCAAGGGUCCUUCCACCCCAACAAGUACACAAUCCACCUCCAGCAUGGCCUCCUCCGUGAGCCUACUUCCUCCCCUCAUGAAGGGUGCCCGGCCUGCGACCGAAGAAGUGCGUCAGGAUCUUCCCCGUCCAUACAAGUGCCCCCUCUGCGAUCGCGCCUUCCACCGUCUGGAGCAUCAGACCAGGCAUAUCCGCACGCAUACGGGUGAAAAGCCGCACGCCUGUCAAUUCCCCGGCUGCACCAAGCGCUUCAGUCGUUCGGAUGAGCUUACGCGCCACUCGAGAAUUCACAACAAUCCCAACUCGAGGCGCAGCAACAAGGCUCAACAUCUGGCUGCGGCUGCUGCAGCUGCGGCUGGCCAGGACAACGCCAUGGCAAACAACGCGAGCGCCAUGAUGCCUCCUCCCAGCAAGCCCAUGACUCGGUCUGCCCCCGUCUCGCAGGUCGGAUCCCCCGACAUCUCUCCGCCUCACUCCUUCUCCAGUUACGCCAACCACAUGCGAUCAAACCUGGGUCCGUAUUCGCGCAAUAGCGAGCGGGCCUCAUCAGGCAUGGACAUCAAUCUAUUGGCGACGGCAGCGUCGCAGGUUGAGCGCGACGAACACUUCAGCUUCCAUGCAGGGCCACGCAGUCACCACCUGUUUAGCUCGCGCCACCACGGAAGUGGCCGCCUCCCAUCCCUGUCUGCUUACGCAAUCACGCACAACAUGAGCCGCUCGCACUCCCACGAGGAAGACGAUGGCUACUCGCACCGCGUCAAGCGCUCGAGGCCCAACUCUCCAAACUCCACUGCUCCUUCUUCUCCCACCUUCUCCCACGACUCCCUUUCCCCCACCCCCGACCACACACCUCUGGCGACUCCCGCUCACUCGCCGCGGUUGAGACCCCUGGGCUCCAGCGAUCUGCACCUGCCGUCGAUCCGUCAUCUGUCACUCCACCACACACCUGCUCUUGCUCCGAUGGAGCCGCAACCCGAGGGUCCCACCUACUACAGCCCCAGCCAAGGUCAUGUUGGCCCAAGCAUUUCAGACAUCAUGUCUAAACCGGAUGGGACGCAGCGCAAACUGCCCGUCCCCCAGGUGCCGAAAGUCGCCGUUCAGGAUAUGCUGAAUCCCAGCAGUGGGUUUUCCUCGGUGAGCUCGUCCACCGCCAACUCGGUUGCUGGGGGCGAUCUGGCCGAACGUUUCUAGUCGACCUUUUCAGCCAACUCUUGGUUUGUGUAAAAAUUGGGUUCUCAAAAAAUCAGCAGUUCUUCAUGCGCGCUACGACCGAAUAGACUUGUGCAUUUACAGUGGUUCAU